AUGACGCAAUCCUAUUCGUCCCUGAACUUCGACGGGCAGAUGCGCGUAGAUGCCAACCAUGCCAUGAACCCACACUAUGCACCGAAUAGCUUCAGGAACAAAUUCCGCCCGGAUGCCGCUGAAACCAUGUAUCAGACAGCCGAUAACCAUGUGGGACGCAAAUCGCACUUCUACCAUGAGGGCUUGAAUACUAACAGCCCCGCGAGCUUUUACUAUCGAGUCGUGACGUCGAAAGGGAGAGAUAAUCUACACCGCAACACUGCCGAUGUUCUUCGCUUGGUAGACUAUCCUGUUAUUCAGAACAAGUAUCUGGCGCAGUUGUAUCUGAUGGACCCCGAGUACGCAAAGGGUGUGUAUGACUUAUUGCCUGAGAAGAAGUUUGAUUUCUUAGAGGUUAAGUCUGUUGGUGCAGAGAAGGUAGGCAAAGAAUCGAGGUUCCUCCCUAGCUCACGUUCAGGGCGUGUUCUCCGCAUGCCAACAGCUGCUGGAUACAGUGGCUAA
Blastomyces gilchristii SLH14081 is the source of this 501-nucleotide messenger RNA. RefSeq names its product catalase. Gene Ontology annotation, molecular function: heme binding. The transcript has a single exon. The coding region runs from base 1 to 501 and encodes 166 amino acids. The record is from RefSeq and is a predicted model, not a curated record. Lineage: Eukaryota; Fungi; Ascomycota; Eurotiomycetes; Onygenales; Ajellomycetaceae.